AUUACAGAAGACCUGACUUCUUAUCAGUUACUGUCACUGACUGGAGCUACUUGGUUUCAUCUUCCUGUUGGCAAAAGCUUCGGAGGAUUUUCCAGCUGAACAUCUCUUCUGACCGGCCUGACACCGGCUACAUAGCUUUCUGAGCGCUAUUUCUAAAUCAUGCUGGGUAGUAGAGGUCAAGUUGUGACAUUCUCAGUAUGGGACUAUGUGGUGUUCGCCGGUUUGAUCCUUUUUGCUGCCGGCAUCGGCUUGUUCCAAGCCAUCCGUGGACGCAAGGAGACCAGCAGUGAUGAGUUUCUUCUGGGUGGCCGUCAGAUGAACGCAGUGCCUGUGGCUUUGUCCCUCACGGCUAGUUUUAUGUCAGGUAUCACUGUUAUCGGCACUCCUGCAGAGGCGUACAUGUACGGCACGGCAUUCUGGAUCUUCGUCUUCUCCUAUGCCAUCAUGUCCAUCAUCAGUGCUGAAAUCUUCGUGCCUCUGUUUUACCGGCUGAGCAUCACCAGCACAUACGAGUACUUGGAGAUGCGUUUCAACAAGCUGCUACGAGUGAUUGGAACCAGCAUGUAUAUUGCUCAAACUGCUUUAUACACUGGCAUGGUUAUCUAUGCUCCUGCACUCGCACUUAAUCAGAUCACUGGUCUGGAUCUGUGGGGAGUGCUAGUGGCAACAGGGGCCGUCUGCAUCAUCUACUGUACCCUGGGAGGGCUGAAGGCAGUGAUAUGGACCGAUGUGUUCCAGAUGAUCAUCAUGUUGAGUGGGUUUGUGGCAAUAAUCGCUCGUGGAGCUGUGCUGCAGGGGGGACUGGGGAAGAUCUGGAAUGACAGCUACCAUGGAGGACGUUUGGAAACAUUCAGUUUUGAUCCUGAUCCUUUGAGACGUCAUAGUUUUUGGACAAUCGUUGUUGGCGGCAGUCUGAUGUGGGCAUCCAUAUACUCGAUCAACCAAUCACAGGUCCAGCGCUACAUUUCCUGUAAGACAAUGACUCAAGCGAAGCUAUCUCUGUAUUUGAAUAUGGUGGGAUUAUGGGUCACUGUGAGUUUAGCCAUGCUCUCGGGUCUCACCAUGUACUCUAUCUAUAAAGACUGCGAUCCUCUCACCAACAAAAAUGUAGGAGCUUCAGACCAGCUCCUUCCUUAUCUGGUGAUGGACAUACUAGCAGACUUCCCAGGACUGCCUGGAUUGUUUGUGGCUGCAGCUUACAGUGGAACAUUAAGUACGGUGUCGUCGAGUAUCAACGCUCUGGUGGCUGUCACAGUGGAGGACUUCAUGAAGCCAGCAUGGCCCUGGCUGACAGAGAGACAGCUGUCCUGGAUCAACAUGGGCAUGAGUGUAUUCUAUGGAGCUGUAUGCAUCGGUAUGGCUGGAGUUGCAUCCUUGAUGGGCAAUAUACUGCAGGCAGCUUUGUCCAUAUUUGGUAUGAUCAGUGGACCUCUCUUGGGCCUUUAUAUGCUGGGCAUAUUCUUCCGCUGUGUGAACUCCACUGGAGGUUUAGUUGGUUUGAUUUCUGGCCUGACUAUAACGUUAUGGGUGGGAAUUGGAGCUCAGGUGUAUCCUCCUUUACCUGAGAAGACCCUUCGGCUUCCCUUGAGUGUGGAAGGAUGUGUUGCACUGGACAUGAAUGAAACCACCACUAUCACACCAUUCAGCACAAUCCUACAGACCACAACUCUACGGCCAAGACCAGUUUUGGCAGACAACUGGUAUUCUUUGUCCUAUCUGUACUUCUGCCCUGUGGGCAUAAUAGUGACCAUGGUCACAGGACUAAUAGUCAGUGCAAUCUCAGGAGGCUGUAAGCAGGAGAAAGCUCGACCUGAGCUCUUUAUUGGAACAUCAGAUCUCAUCUGCUUGGGAUGCAGAAGCUCAGACUCAGAGGUGUCAGACAUAAUUGAGAAAGACCCAAAAAAUAUCCAGGGGCUGGAGAGUCCUGUUUUCAGUGACAAUGAAAUUGCACUGAGAGAGAAAGAGUACAAGGAGAAGAUCACUAAGUUUUAGAUGUGAAAAACAAACACAUUUUUGGAUAUAGUGUAAAUAGUAAAUGAUGACUGUAUUUUUCUAUGUUGAAAUUAAGUGAUGAUGAUACAUUCAGUACUUUCAAACCUUUCCAUAAGAGAAGCAAGAAAUUAAUGUUAAGCAUGUAUUUUUAUUCCAGUAGGCUACAUUAUACUGUAUAUGGGCUGUUCUCAUAAACUACAUUAAAAUUUAGCAAUUUUUAUUAUCACGUUUUGUAUUAUUCACACAGGAAUAUUUAAUAAAAGUAAUUAUUUUGAAAUUUUUUUUUACAAAUGUUUAUGUGUGUAAUAAAGUAACACUCAAUAACCACUGAAAUCAAACAAGUACAUCAGAAUGAAGGGUUACACACGGGUUAAACAAUGGCUGAACACCUGCCUCCUCGAUGCAGGUAAAGUUAGUCGGCCCCCUCUUCCUGUUUGUUUGACGUGAAGCUGAAACAUAAAUCUUCAGGGAGUGGAAAAUGAAUGGAGCUCGCAGCAGGUGGGGGAGUUUAAUAACUGCUGCGAGCCACUUCCUGCUUUCACUACUAACGUUUGUUUCAGCUUACAGGAGAAGGCAGUUGCCCCAGUUAUGGGUGUGCUGACUCUUCAGCUUUUGGCAUGUGGCCAGCUAAUAUUGUAUUCGCUGGUCUUUAAUAAUAUGAUCGAUGCACAACAUACUGGUGAGUCAUCCUCAAGCCUGAGUGCUUCAAAAGCUCCACCUCUGAAUGCAGCAGGAAACCACACAGAAAAUGUCUCAAAUUCAUCAAGCUAUUUAGCACAGCGUAAUAGUACAGCAACUCAAAACAACGUUACAACCCAAACAACCACUAUUGUCUCCAAUACUACUUUGGGACCCAACCAAAGCAAUGUAACAGGAUUAACAGGGCAGCCAAACACAACAGAAAAUGCUCAGACAACCCAAUCAGCCACAUCCUCAGCGUUCAACAUCAGUUCAACAGCUGUCACUUCUACAGACAACACUACAGUUGUGACCAAACCAACAGCAAUUACUUCUACCACUGUAACUCAAAACAGCUUCACUUCUUUGAAUAAAUCUCAAGCAGGUGAUGGCCUGAAUCAUUCAGAGAAAUCUCUGACCAUUUUAUUCAGUAUUUUGCUUGGUGUAAUAGUUCUGGUAGUUCUGGGGCACUUUGUGUACAAGUUCAUCAGGAGCAAAGAGAGUAGUAUCCAAUAUACUCACCGCCGUCUCCACAAUGAAGAUGCAGGGGAGCCAUUUACAGUGCCAGAUGACACGCUGGUCAUUUCAGGAGGACUCUAUGACGGCCCUCAGAUUUAUAACCCCACCAUGACAGUGCAGAACGAAGAAUUCCAGAUAGGCACACCUGGAUUUUCUUCCAGACCCACGCAGUUCCGCUUGGAGUUUCUGAGAGAGGAUCAAGACAGAGCAGACCCUGAUACUUCCAGCUUUCAGACAUUCCAUGCACAUGACCAAGAGUCUUAGGAUCUCAGCAACAAACCUCAUUUUAUUAGUAUGUGUAUAUAUAUAUAUAAAACUUUUUGAGCUGAAAAUGUUAUUUUUACUUGAGGUUUCUAUGGAAAAAGUUUUAAAAUAGUUACAUCUUUUGAACUUUGAAAUUGAACUUUUGAACUAAUGAAAUUUGUGAAGAUAACA
Molecule: messenger RNA, 3624 nt
Organism: Carassius auratus (goldfish)
Lineage: Eukaryota; Metazoa; Chordata; Actinopteri; Cypriniformes; Cyprinidae
Product: sodium-coupled monocarboxylate transporter 1-like
Exons: 18
Coding region: 160-1992 (610 amino acids)
Biological process (GO): propanoate transmembrane transport; sodium ion transport
Cellular component (GO): extracellular exosome; membrane
Molecular function (GO): organic acid:sodium symporter activity
Source: RefSeq, a predicted model, not a curated record